AUGGCGGAAGAGCUCCUUUUAUGUAAUGUUAUCGAUAGAGAAAGUUAUGAUGAAAUCAUAUCAAUCCCUGAUUCUCAGGAGAAGAUGAGGGCGCUCUAUCGUGGGCCUUUGAAAGGAGUUCAAGCAAAAGAAAUAUUCUGCAAAAUCCUGAAAGAAAAUGAGCCACAUCUGAUCAGUGAUAUUGAUGAGAACGUCAUGGAAAAAGUGCAAGUAGAAACAAUGACGACUAAGAAGAUGCUUUUUGAAACGUUGAAUGAUUUGAGUUCAGAGGAGCUUCAGACAUUCAAGUCACUCUUUGAAUUGGAGAAAGGUUUCCCACUCUCACCAAGGAGACUACUGGAAAUGGCAAACACACAGGACACAGUGGAGCUGAUGGUGGAGACGUACAGCCAUGAGUGUGUGGAGUUGACCAAAAAGGUUUUAAAGAUGAUGAACAGGACUGAUCUGGUGCAGAGAUUAUCAGACAUCAGCUCAGGGACCAAAGAGAAACAGCAGCCUUCACUGAUCCAGAGAGUUGAAACGAUGGCGUCUGUUAUAGAGCUGCUUUUAGAAACACUGAAAGAGUUGAGAGACGGAGAGCUCCAGAAGUUCAAGAAGGUCCUCGUGAGUCAAACUGACUUCUACAGACAUUUCUCAGACGCCCCAUGGAUGCAGCGGGAGUCAAUAGACAGACAGGACAUAGUGUUUUUAGUGGUGCUGACCUACAACCAACAGUCUGUGGAGAAGACCAAGGAGGUUUUAAAGAAUAUAGAGAGGACUGAUCUGGUGCAGAAGUUGUCAGACAGCAGCUCAGCACCCAAAAAAGAACACUCUGUGGAUGAACACCUGUCUGCACUGAUCCACAAAGUGGCAACAAUGAGUGCUGUUAAAGAGCUGCUUUUGGAAACACUCAGAGGUUUGAGUUCCGAGGAGCUAGAGACAUUCAAGUGGUUGCUGAAGUUCACGAUCUUCCAGAGGGGCGUUCCAAACACCUCAUGGAGAGAACUGCAGUUGCCUGUUGGGGCAGAUAAACUGGUGGAUGUGAUGCUGGAGAUCAUCGGUCAACAAUCUGUGGAGAUGACCAGGGAGGUUUUAAUGGAGAUGAAGAGGACUGAUCUGGUGCAGAAGUUGUCAGAGACCAGCUCAGGAACCAAAGCUGCAGGAUCAUCAGCUGAGGCAUCGGGUGUGAGUAUCACAGAGAAAGAGAAACUCUCUGUAGAUGAACAUUGGCCUGCACUGAUCCAGAAGGUAGCAACAAUACCAGCUAUUAAACAGCUGCUUUUGGAAACUCUGAAUGAUUUGAAUAAAGAGGAGCUCUGUGAAUUCAGUCGGUCCCUGAAGUGGUUUUUCUCCCAGAAGAACCUCCCAGACAGCCCAUGGAUGUGGAUUGACCCAGAAGACAGAGAACUAAUAGUGGAUCUGAUGUUGGAGAUUUACGGCCAGCAGUCUGUAGAGGUGACCAGGGAUGUGUUCAUGGUAAUGAACCGGACUGAUCUGGUGCAGAGGCUGUCAAAGCCCAGCUCAGGACUCAAAGAGAAACACUCUGUGGAUGAACAUGGACCUGCACUGUCGGAGAGAGUGAGUCUGACUUUACACAUUACAGCUUUCAUUCAAUAG
This is a messenger RNA of Sander lucioperca (pikeperch), 1596 nucleotides long. RefSeq lists its product as uncharacterized. The record is from RefSeq and is a predicted model, not a curated record. Gene Ontology annotation, molecular function: protein binding. The transcript is spliced from 11 exons. Gene Ontology annotation, biological process: regulation of apoptotic process. Lineage: Eukaryota; Metazoa; Chordata; Actinopteri; Perciformes; Percidae. Gene Ontology annotation, cellular component: cytoplasm. Bases 1 to 1596 code for a protein of 531 amino acids.